GAUUAUUGCUCCGAGCGACAGUAUAGGAAGCACAGUGACAGAAUGGCUUGUUAUAUCUCUCUAGUGUUCCUUCUGGGCUUCCCUGCCAUGUAUUCUGGCAGUCACACACUACAAUUUUAUGUAACCAUAUCAUCCGCUGCUUACCCAGGCCUGCCGCAAUAUUCAAUCAUUGCGUAUGUGGAUGACGUGCAGUACGGAAGGUACAACAGUGACACGCGCCGCUGUGAGCCUUUGAUUCAGUCUCUGAUGGUAUUUUCUGAACACUUGGAAAAUCAGACCAAAUUGGCACAACAAACUGAAAUAACCCAAAAAGCGUUCAUGAACUUAAUUACUGAUCUUUUAAACAAGAAUUAUGAUAUUAAUUACGUGUUCCAAACCAAGGCUGCCUGUGUGCUGCAUGAAGAUGGUACAGUUGAUGUAUACAAGGAGGUGGCAUUAGAUGGCAAAGAGCUCAUAGUGUUCGAUAAAGAGAGACAGGAGUUUGUACCUGCGACCCAAGAGGCUGUGCUUCUGGCACAGUUGUUGAAUAAACAGGCAAAUGCAAUGGAAGAUAAAAUAUUUAUGGAAAAUGAGUGCACUCAGCAUUUGACAUUGUAUCUACCAUAUAUAAAAAAUUACUUGGAUAAGAAAGUGCCCCGUGUAAAAUUGUCAAGUUCAGAGUCAGAGAGCGGCACCAAACUGCACUGCCGGGUGUAUGGGUUCUACCCCCGAGAUGUGGAAGUGAAGUGGAUAAAGAAUGGGAGAGAUGAGAUUCACUCAGAGGAGGCAGCACAGAUCCUGCCAAACCCUGAUGGCACCUAUCAGAUCAGAGUCAGUGUGGGGGUAACACCAGAGGAGGGCGCCACUUACUCCUGCCAUAUAGAUCACAGCAGCUUGGAGAAGACACUGGUUGUUCCCUUUGAGACAGAGACCAAGAAUUCACAUAUUACUUACAUCCUUAUUGCUGUCGGUGUGAUUGUUCUCUUCCUUGCUUUUGGCCUGGGAUUUUUUAUACAAAGAAAAAUGAAAGGAUUUAAAGGCAGCCAGCAGAGAGUGAGCACAAAUGAACAGGAAACUACACAGCAAGAGAAUAUUUUGUAGAGCCCCCUGUUGGGAAUCAUAUGGUGCCCCAGUGGGAAGAACUUUUGUCAUCUGCUACUGAAGUGUCAUAAAUGGGCCAAAAUCAGAAAAAAAAUGAAAAAGAUAGGCAUGCUCCUAUAGUGUAACUUUAACCCUCAAGAAAGUCAUUUCGGUGAUGUAAGGCAUUGGGCUGUAUCCAUCUGCAGACUAAUGAGCAAAAUUCCCCCUUCCAUCUCUGAGCUCGUUACACUGGGGGUGCGUGCCCUUCUUUUCAUUUGCUUUAUACUGUACAUUCCCUUUCGGCUCGACCAUUUGAAGUGGCAGCGCCCACGGAGCAAACACAGGGUGAUUUUGGUUAUCAUUAUAGCAGAGGAAUUUCUGUUCACAAUAUCUUUUCUUCAGUAUUUAUUUCAGUAAUUAUUUUUGUUACAGAGUCUGUUACAUUUUUAGUUACAAAGACAGUGAUCAUUUCUUUGUGUUAUUCCUAGGACAUGACAGUCCAGGGACACUAAGGGGCAAUUUUGAGAAAAAAUUUAAUGGGUUUUUGGCAGUACUCAUUUUUUCUGAUAUUGGUUAUUAGAUAUUUUCCCAGAAAAAUUUAAGUUUGAUCUGUCAAAUACCAUUCAAUGCUAUGGAGGUUUAAAUAGUAGAGGAAUAGACUAGUCAGUGACAGCCUGUCCUUGACAUAU
Molecule: messenger RNA, 1748 nt
Organism: Xenopus tropicalis (tropical clawed frog)
Lineage: Eukaryota; Metazoa; Chordata; Amphibia; Anura; Pipidae
Gene: mhc1-uba7.5
Product: major histocompatibility complex, class 1, UB alpha chain, subfamily 7, member 5
Exons: 6
Coding region: 43-1080 (345 amino acids)
Cellular component (GO): plasma membrane
Source: RefSeq, a predicted model, not a curated record